CUUAAAUUCUUGUCUGAUCAGCUCACGUGCAUUGACUAUAUUUACAGGUGGUACGUAGAAUUAGUCUACAAACACUAUUACUGGUCUACAAAACAUCAAAUUCGCCGUGACUUUCUUCAAUGCAAACACAGUGGACGACUCAACGCGUAAUUUCGUAAGGAAUGCUGGACUUCCUCAUAAUCAUACAUUUCGAAACGUGCAUGUAGUAGUAUUUAAAAAAUGAGCAUCAACCAACACAAUGAUUCACCGAAUUAACUGAGUUGUUUUCUUUCUUUAUUUCUCUCAACCACAAAUAUAACCUUAUGGGAAACAUCGUCUUCCUCCUCCCUUCUAUGGUAUUUGUGGUGUUGUUGCACAACUCUGUGGCUGCUUUGUCAGCAGAAUCGCCCACCACCACCACUGACCAAUUGGCUCUUCUUGCACUAAAAGCCCAUGUCACUCAUGACCCUCAAAACCUGUUGGCAACCAAUUGGACUAACGCUACCUCUGUUUGCAACUGGAUUGGCGUCACUUGCGGAUCCAACCAUCAAAGAGUCACCACUCUUGAUCUUUCUAAUAUGAGUCUUGUAGGCACCGUCCCACCUCACUUGGCAAAUCUAUCUUUUCUUUCUCAACUUAACAUCCGAUUUAAUCAUUUUCAUGGCUCAUUGCCCAUGGAGUUGGCUAAUCUGUCUUCAUUGAAAUAUAUAAACUUUGGUUACAACAACUUCCAAGGGGAAAUCCCAUCAUGGUUUGCUUCCUUCACUCAACUUCAGAGCUUGUUUCUGUACCAUAACAACUUCUCUGGUGUUAUCCCGUCUUCUUUGGGCUCUUUAUUAAAUCUUGAGAAGUUGAUGUUGUAUGACAAUGAUCUAGAGGGGCAUAUUCCGACAGCAAUCAAAAAUCUUUCGAACUUGAAAUGGUUGUAUUUGGACAAUAAUAAGCUUUCAGGUCAACUUCCAUCGACUCUAUUUGAUCACCUUCCCAAGUUACAACAUCUGGUUUUGGAAGUCAACCUUUUAUUCGGUAGAAUUCCAACUAGUUUAUUCAAGUGCCAGGAGUUACAAGUUUUAAGUCUAUCUGUCAAUGCCUUGGAGGGAAGUGUGCCUCAAGAAAUCGGGAAUUUGACUAAAUUAAGCGAGUUGUAUCUCUACAGUAACAACCUAACAGGUGAAAUUCCAUCAAUAAUCGGAAGCUUGCCAUUUCUUGAGUAUCUUGAUUUGAGUGACAACAACUUGACAGGUCGACUUCCAGCUCUACAAUCUUCAUUGCGCGGCUUAGGCGUUUCGCACAACAAUUUAAUUGGAGAAAUCCCUUUAUCAAUUUGCAAUAUGAGUUCAUUGCUAGAUUAUUUCAUUUUGUCAACGAAUAAUUUUCAUGGAAUUAUUCCAAAAUGUCUUGGAAACUUAAGCAACUCUAUUGCAAACAUGGAUAUAAGCAUGAAUAAUUUUCACGGUAAAAUACCUGGAAAUUUUCAUAAAGGUUGUCUGUUAAGAAGUUUUAGCAUCCGUUACAACCAACUAGAAGGGUCAUUGCCACGCUCUUUGGUUAAUUGCUCGGAAUUGGAAAUAUUAGAUGUAAGGAACAACAACUUAAAUGAUACAUUUCCAUAUUGGUUAGGAAAUUUGGAUCUACAAGUUCUUAUCUUGUGUCACAAUAGAUUCUAUGGUCACAUUGACAACUUUGAAGGUAGAUUUUCCUUCUCUCAUCUGAGAAUAGUUGAUCUCUCAUACAAUGAUUUCAAUGGCCUUUUGUCAAUGAAAUUUUUUGAAAAUCUGCAUGCUAUAAGAAAUGGAAGUGAAAACAAAGGUGACUCAAAUUACAUGAUGUAUAUUGGGUCUGAUCAAGUUGAAUAUUUUUAUCAUUUUUUAUAUAUUACAACAAAAGGGUUGGAUAUGGAGUUUCCCAAUAUCUUAAAGAUUUUGACAGUUAUUGACUUUUCCAAUAAUCGAUUUCAUGGACAGAUUCCCGAAAUACUUGGGGAACUUCAUUCACUUGUAGUUCUCAACCUUUCUCACAAUAGUUUAACUGGCCCUAUCCCAUCAUUGUUAGGGAAUUUGCCAGUACUUGAAUCAUUAGAUCUCUCAUCGAACAAGCUUGAAGGAAAAAUCCCUUCACAUUUAGUAAAUCUUAUAUUCUUAGAGGUAUUAAACCUUUCUUGGAAUAAUCUCAUGGGACUCAUUCCUCAAGGCAAUCAAUUUGAUACUUUCACAAAUGAUUCCUACAUGGGAAACUUGGGUUUAUGUGGAUUUCCUUUGUCAAAGGAAUGUAGUAAUGAGCAGAAUUUGGAACCACAACCAACAAAGUCUGAUGAAGAUGGUGAUGCUGUGAAUUGGAAAUUUUCUAUAUUGAUGGGAUAUGGAUGUGGGCUGGUUUGUGGAUUGAGCAUGGGAUACAUUGUGUUCACAACUGGAAAACCAUGGUGGUUGGUUAAGGUCUUUGAGAGAGGUCAACAAAAAUAUGAUAUUAGAAGGAAAAUCUCCAGAAGUGGAGGAAGCUAAUGCUCUUCGGUCAGUUAUGUGUCAUCUUCCAAAGUUAAUUUCUUCCCGAUCAGUUUCACAAAAUGCAAGUUGAAGCUACCAAGUUUAUCAGAUGAAAGAGUUGUAGGCUAUGUAAAGCAAGAUGCAAAGUGCAGUUAUAGCACAAUUGUCCAUGCUAGUCAUUAUCAAAAACUUGGUGGUGUUCAAUAAAAUGUAACAUUGAUCUUUGAGCACUCCAACAAAAUUGUAAGAUUGAUGUGUGUGUAAUAUUAUCAAAAUCAUAAGUGUUUGGUGUGUUAAUGUGCAUUAAAAUGUUUAUGUGUAUGAAUAUAUGAGUGAUAAAGCUGUUGCUUUGAUUCAUCAUAUUAUUAAGCACAAAACAGAAAAUAAUCACAUG
This is a messenger RNA of Theobroma umbraticum, 2856 nucleotides long. RefSeq names its product receptor-like protein 53. Gene Ontology annotation, molecular function: protein binding. Lineage: Eukaryota; Viridiplantae; Streptophyta; Magnoliopsida; Malvales; Malvaceae. The record is from RefSeq and is a predicted model, not a curated record.